Naegleria gruberi is the source of this 417-nucleotide messenger RNA. RefSeq lists its product as uncharacterized. Lineage: Eukaryota; Heterolobosea; Eutetramitea; Acrasida; Naegleriidae. The transcript has a single exon. The coding region runs from base 1 to 417 and encodes 138 amino acids. The record is from RefSeq and is a predicted model, not a curated record.
AUGCGUCAAAAUGAUGAACGUAAUUCUAAAGUGAGUGAUAAGAUUCAAAUGUAUACAACACCUAGAACUAUUUUAUCAAUUUAUAGACUUGCUGAAUCAAAAGCAAGAUUAAGAUUUUCAUCUAAAAUUGAAAUUAGUGAUGUUAAUGAAGCAGAAAGAUUAAUUUUAGAAUCAAGAUCUUCACUUUUAGAUGAUAGUGAUAGAAGUCAAAGAAGAUCUGAUCCAAUGUAUGGUGUUUAUGAUAUUAUUAGAAAUAGAUUACAACAAUCUACAAAUGGUAUUAUUGAUAUGGCUGGUUUACAAUCUGAAUUAGUUGGUUUUAGACAAGAAGAUAUUACAAGAUGUUUAAAUCAUUUUGAAGAAUUGAAUAUUUGGAUGACAACUGAUACAACUGUACAAUUAGUUAGAACUAAUUAA